Molecule: messenger RNA, 312 nt
Organism: Gongylonema pulchrum
Lineage: Eukaryota; Metazoa; Nematoda; Chromadorea; Rhabditida; Gongylonematidae
Source: the annotation of a GenBank genome assembly
AUGAAAUAUUGCAUUAUUUGCACAUUUCUUGUGAUUUUAGCUGGUUAUGUGCACGAUUUGUUUACUGUCUCAGAGGUAACUUCAACGACAGCGCGUGGCCAACCUUCAGCCGAAUAUUCAUGGUUUCCUGGCUAUAAGUGGACAAUCCAUGAAUGUGCAAACUGCGGGCAGCAUGUUGGCUGGCGAUUCACCAGUUCAAAGCUAUUGCCAGCUUCGUUUUUCGGAUUAACUCGGAGCGCAAUCCGCCCGGCCGAUUCGCGACAUCCGGUCGCAUCAAAUGUUCAGCGCAUUGAACAGCUAGCUAUUGUAUAG